Cynara cardunculus var. scolymus (artichoke) is the source of this 1273-nucleotide messenger RNA. Its product is annotated as formimidoyltransferase-cyclodeaminase. The coding region runs from base 236 to 1129 and encodes 297 amino acids. Gene Ontology annotation, molecular function: transferase activity; folic acid binding. The transcript is spliced from 4 exons. The record is from RefSeq and is a predicted model, not a curated record. NCBI's taxonomy places the organism in Eukaryota, Viridiplantae, Streptophyta, Magnoliopsida, Asterales, Asteraceae.
CCACAUCCCCCACAAAUCCACCAAAGACAAUCCUCCUGUUUCACAUUGAUUCACUAUCAUAGGGUUAGUGAUGGAAGCUGUUAAUACAAAUCUUCUAGAGAUUUGAAAAACUUUGCAAAUCGAGUUUCAUUAUUCAAAGAAUCAGAAAGAUUUGGGCGAAUUUGUUCAGUUAUUGAUUCAUUUGAGCAUUUAGAGCAUCCACAAUGCUUUGGAAGUCUGCUGAGGGAGAAUAGAAAUGCUUAAAUCCAUGUUUUCUUGUUGUAAAGUUUACAUAUCGGAGACACGGAACAUAUCUGCUUUGGAGUCGAUUGAACGAGCUGCCAAACUAUUUCCGGAGGCCGCUCUUGUUAAUAAAUUUGAAGAUGAGACUUACAACAGAGUAGGAUACACCCUGGUCUCAAAACUGGCUCCUAGUUCAUCAUCGAAUUCGGGUCCCUUGAAGCAUGCUGUUUUUUCAAUGGUGAAAGCAGCUUUCGAAGCCAUUGAUUUUGAGUUGCAUACCGGAAGUCAUCCACGGCUUGGGGUUGUUGAUCAUAUCUGUUUCCAUCCAUUAGCUUCAGCAUCUCUUGAACAAGUUGCCGGGACUGCCAAAGCUCUUGCUGCGGAUAUUGGAUCCAUGCUUAAAGUCCCUACCUACACAUAUGGAGCUGCUCAUAGUGAACAGAGAACACUCGAUUCCAUCAGGAGGCAGCUCGGCUACUUCAAGCCAAAUGCAACCGGAAACCAGUGGUCAGGUGGGUUACAGUCAGAGGUUCUGGCACUUGAACCAGACGUGGGUCCAGUCCAAGCGGUUCAACGCAAAGGGGUCAUUGUCAUAGGAGCAACCAAGUGGGUUGAUAACUACAAUGUUCCUGUCUUUUGCUCUGAUAUUGCUACUGUUCGCAGAAUUGCAAAAAGGGUGAGUGGAAGAGGCGGUGGACUCCCAUCGGUUCAAUCUAUGGCGCUGGUUCAUGGUGAUGCUAUUGAGGUGGCUUGUAAUCUGCUCGAACCGAGUGCAGUUGGUGGUGAUCAGGUUCAGGGUGCAGUCGAAUUGCUGGGAUCGGAGGAGGGUGUGACAGUUGGGAAGGGGUAUUUCACUGAUCUUUCUCAGGAAGAGAUAAUUCAAACUUACUUGAAGUUAAGUUGUUGACAAUUUCUUGUUAUAUGGAUCAAUGAUUAUUGAAACGGUGGCUCUAUUCUUUGGGUUAGAAGACAAGUCUGGUACAUCUGAGUGUGAUAUACUGAAUUAUGUUUGGUUUGGAAAUUACAAGAUGGGCAUGAUUAUUUGCAAAAA